GCAACAACAGAUGCACCUUCCUCAAUUGCUGCAUCAUCCCAGUGCUCUCAUGAAUGUCCACGAUGGCUGCCAAUCUUUUCUCCUGGGUUUUUCGCCCAAACCGAUCCUCUCCAACAAUGGCUGAACCGUCUCAGCGCAGAUUGUGGUGUGCGUUCUCUGACAAUAUUGAUAAUAUGUUUCCCAUACACUGCAAUAUCAAUGUUGACUCUAUCGCCGAUGCUAAAGAGAAAAUCUGGGUAAAAAGCCAACCCAAGCUUGCUCAGGUUGCCUCCUGGGAACUCAAUCUCUACAGCCCUUCCAGCCCAGUCAAGAAUAUUCCUACGAGGGAGAACCUUGUACAUCUCCAUCCUCGCAAACGAAUCUUAUCCGACUUCCCUCGAUCCAAUGAUCCAGACAUUGAUAUUAUUGUUAUACAACCAGAAGAGCAACAGCAUUCUAUCGCUACCCAAGUGUCAAAUUCUCCCAGACUUGAACCAUGUCAAAUGAUAUGCACGCGAGAUGAAACGGUAUCAAAACUUGCGGAAGUCAUUGAUUCACAAAACAUCGUCCAUGUACGUGGUACCCCAGCAAGUGGAAAGUCAACACUCUCGCUUCUAUUAAGGGACUAUUAUCGCCGGAAUGGAAGAGCAGUUUUUUGGCUUGGGAUAUGGCAACAAAAUCUUGAUUGUCUUGACGGCGAGAGUCCUUGGAUGAAUUUCGCUCGGAACCUUAGACAUAAGUAUCCAAGUAUACAAAGGGCAGAAGAUUUUUUCGCUAACGGCAAUGUGAUCAUCAUCGAUGAAGCACAAACAUCUUAUGGAGACACUGCAUUAUGGAACCAAAUUAUUAAAGACAUCCGUGGAGGAAUUGGAUACAAGGUGAAGAUGUGCCUUUUCUGUUCAUACGGCAGCCCAUCAACAGGCAUGCCAUACAACAGGAGAGAUCAUGGGACGCCUGUAGAUUUCGCUCCUACACAACGCAUCUCAUUAACACCAUCAACUGAGCUAGGUUCGCCACCAAUAGGCCUAUUCUACAACAAAGACGAGUUUGAAGUGGUUGUGACGAGGUUGUGCUCUUGUGACGUCGUUGAAAAGUACACUAUUGACAGAGAUGCACGAAACUAUAUAUUCAGUCUCACAAAUGGCCAUCCCGGAGCUGUGAAGUCCAUAGUGUCCUAUAUCUUCGAGUUGUACCGCUCCGAGGUUAAGCAUAGAGUUAUUCCUACUAUAACAGAGGAUAUCGUGAUUCAAGCCUUGAGGGAUGAUAAAGAAGUCUUCAGUCGUCUUAGGGGAACCGUUGUUUCUCGGUCUUUUCCUUUUGGGAACAGAUUUACAACGGAAGCUGCAAACACUAUCCGAAAAGUCCUGGAGGAUGGAUACGUUCUAUUUGACGAAUCACUUUGCGGUAUAAGAUGCUGUUAUGAAAAUGGCUGGAUCCACAGAGCAACUCUAGUGGAUGACACUGAGCAGCAAAAUAGUGUUGGUGUUCUACCAUCUCGCUUACAUGAGAAGUACUACUUCCUGAGUUUUGAUGUUUUUUUUGUUCUAUACCGAUUUGUCUAGAUACGUUGAGUACCUGAUUGCUAAGGCACCAGCGAAGUUUCCAGACGAGACAUUUCCUACGAUUCAAAGCUUAUGUAUGAAAGUCCUUAAGGACUUCUCGCCAAAAAAUCUUAGACAUUGUGUGCAAGGCAAAUUGUCAACUGCGGCAAAACUUCGACCAGUGGAGGCGCAGUAUCAGGAUGAAUUCUACAGGGCUUUCAACACCGUAGUAGGUCGAGAUGUGCCAAUAUCCAGUGAAUGGUUCCGCGAGGGUGGUGGCCGAGUCGACUUCUGGAUUCCGCAAAAGCGAUGGGGAAUUGAGCUGCUCAGGGAACACAGUAAUGUGGAUGAACAUUGCAAUCGAUUCAAGAAGGGCGGUCGGUAUUAUCCAUGGAUUGAAGCUGGCAUGCUCGAGGAUUGGAUAAUAAUUGACUGUGCCACAUCUUCACCCAGUAGUGAGCAUACAGAACCGAAACUCUGGCGCGCUGUCUUUGAGAAUGAUUAUUCCCAAUUAAUGAUGUUGGAUUACAGAAA
Talaromyces stipitatus ATCC 10500 is the source of this 2054-nucleotide messenger RNA. RefSeq lists its product as uncharacterized. Bases 54 to 1541 code for a protein of 495 amino acids. The transcript is spliced from 4 exons. Lineage: Eukaryota; Fungi; Ascomycota; Eurotiomycetes; Eurotiales; Trichocomaceae. The record is from RefSeq and is a predicted model, not a curated record.